Molecule: messenger RNA, 1077 nt
Organism: Tetrapisispora phaffii CBS 4417
Lineage: Eukaryota; Fungi; Ascomycota; Saccharomycetes; Saccharomycetales; Saccharomycetaceae
Gene: PTC7
Product: type 2C protein phosphatase PTC7
Exons: 1
Coding region: 1-1077 (358 amino acids)
Source: RefSeq, a predicted model, not a curated record
AUGUAUAGCCAGUUAUUGGCAUCAAUAUUGGUUUUAAUAUUUGCAGUUUGGAUACUAAUACCUAUUUCUUCGGUUUCAUUAAUAGCUCAUGUUCAAUAUUUAAAAGGAAAUUUCUAUAAUCUCUCAAAGAGAUGUUUUACAUCGACCGGUACGUUUAAUGAUCAAAGUGGCAAUUAUAGCUCAUACAAUUACUACACUACUUCUUCUCAACCACAAGAUACUGGCUUAUCUUAUAAACUUGCAGUAGCAUAUCAACCAAAAGACAGAGAUGACCCAAUUUACAAGAACUUGAAAUCAUCAUUAGAUUCACCAACUGGAGAGGAUAAUUAUUUUGUAAGGAAAAAUGCUAACAACGAUGUUUAUGUUGGUGUAGCAGAUGGUGUAGGUGGUUGGGCCUCAUACGGCUAUGAUUCAAGUGCUAUUUCUAGAGAGCUAUGCAAAGCUAUGUCAGAUUAUAGUACUAUUAAGAAUCAGAAAAACAGUUUGCCAUUUUAUGAAAUUAAUCCUAAAACAUUAAUAGAUAUUUCUUAUAAUAAAAUAAAGGAUGAAAAAAUCGUGAAUGUUGGAGGCACUACUGCAAUCGUAGGUCAUUUUCCUCCAAGUGGUAAAUUACAGCUGGCCAAUUUAGGUGAUUCUUGGUGUGGUGUUUUCAGAGAUUAUAAAUUAGUAUUUAAGACAAACUUUCAAACAGUAGGGUUUAAUGCUCCAUAUCAACUUGCUAUUAUUCCAAAAGAAUUACUAUCUGGGAAAGAGAACUCUUACAUUCAAAAUAAACCAAGUGAUGCUGAUGAAUAUACUUUCCAAUUAGAAAAGGAUGACAUUAUUUUAUUGGCAACCGAUGGGGUUACCGACAACAUUGCUACUGGGGAUAUGGAAAAUUUCUUUAGAGAUAAUGAAGCAUCAACAGAAGAAGAAUUACAGACUAUUACUAAAAAGUUUGUUAAGGAAGUUGUUGCUAUUAGUAUAGAUCCAGACUUCCCAAGUGUGUUUGCUCAAGAGAUCUCUAAAUUAACAGGAAAGGACUACAGAGGAGGAAAAGAAGAUGAUAUCACAGUGGUAGUUGUAAAAGCUGAAUAG